AUGGUGAAUGUUUCAGGUGAAAUUAAAACAUUACUUCGUCAGUUACUAAGUGGUGUUGCGCAUAUGCAUGAUCAAUGGAUAUUGCAUCGUGAUUUGAAAAGCUCAAAUCUUCUUUUAUCCCACAAAGGCAUUUUAAAGUUUUUCUUCAAUUUUUUCUUUGAAAAAAAUACUGAGCAUACGCUAUGCACAUGUGUUCAUGGGCGUGUUGUUCACCGCCCUGCAUUACGUAGUAGGAUGGCAUAUUGA
This is a messenger RNA of Gongylonema pulchrum, 246 nucleotides long. The record is from the annotation of a GenBank genome assembly. NCBI's taxonomy places the organism in Eukaryota, Metazoa, Nematoda, Chromadorea, Rhabditida, Gongylonematidae.